UUGAAAUGCUCCCGCACUGAGCCAUGCCAGAAUUGCGCCACCGCAAAGCAGACAUGCGAAUACCGCGAGGUCGACCGCAAAAGACGGCCCGCUACGCAUGAGUACGUUGUUAGUUUGGAAAAUCGAGUCGCUUCACUGGAAUCGUUCAUCCGCAGUCUACAGACAGCGCCGCACAAGGAGCGAGACGAGAUGUUGCGGACAGUCUCCUUCGGGGAUCACCUCCAGGCUGGCGGCUCUCGUACAGUUGAAAGCACACAGACAACUCAGCGCAAAUCAGAAGAUGAAGGUCGGCGCAGCACCGCACACCUCCAGGUCGACCUCGAGGGCUCGCUGAUCUACCACGGGGCGACAAGCAUCUAUCGAGCCAACGCUUAUCGCCCAACGACCAGGAAUACGCUCGGCGCUUUGUCAUUACAAUCAUCACCAAAUCUUGCAUCCGAGUCGACUUUCGAACAUGUCGCAGAGCAUUUCGGUAUCAAUCUUCAAGAUGAAUUGGUUUCGGACGCGUUACUACAGUUCUUCAAGUGGCAGUACCCUCAUUUCAUGUUCAUCUACCGUGAGGCAUUCCUCAGGGACCAUUUCGGCGAGAGAUCCAACUGCAAAUACUGGUCAUCGGCAUUACUUCUAUCUAUAUGUGCACUGGGAACGCUGAUGUCACCAGAUAAACGACACCGGCAAGCAAGCGAGCAGUUCUUUUCCGCGGCAGAGAGCAUUCUCAUCGUAUCUGGCUUCACCAAGCCGUCAAUUGUCACAGUUCAAGGCUUCCUGUGCCUAGCGUUCUAUGAAAUCGGAAGAGGGAAUCUCUCCAAGGGGUGGGGGUUCUCAGGGAAGAAAGAUCUCGGCUUCCAGAGAGACCCAAAGCACUGGAUCUCUCAUGAUUCUUCACUGGUUACGGAGGAAGACAUGGAGAUUCGCAGGCGCAUAUUCUGGGGGUGCUACACAUCCGACAAACUCAUCAGCUUGAUUCUCGGGAGGCCGGUGUACCUCUUCUACGACGAUGCCGAGGUCGAGACGACCGAGAGACUUCCGGACUUUCCAGAAAUGGCACCGUGGCUUCCCGCCGGCGUUGCCGCCUACGACGGCCGGUUCGCGGAUAUCAAUCCACUUCCGCUUGUGCCCUGUUUCAAGGAACAAAUCCGCCUCUCCAAAAUCAUUGAGAAAAUGCUGUCGAAGCUGUUCUCGACUAAGUCAAAUUUAGAGGGCCUUGGGAGGCAGGCAUGUCUUGACAGUCUGAACUUUGAGCUAUGCAGCUGGUAUGAAGCCUUGCCAGAGUGCGCGAAAUGGAACAAGUGGGAACCUCCAAGCACUCCUUUGAUUCCCAGUGUGGCCGCGCUCCAUUUGCUGUUCCAAAGCGUACGGAUUGCUCUCAACUUUGAUCACGCGGCGUCGGGUCACAGCGGAGCCAUGAUCGACAACGCACGCAAAGACUGCGUCUCUUCCGCGCAGGAUAUUACGCAUAUUUCGCGAAAGUAUCGGAGCCAAUAUGGACUUCUACACAGCCCGCUGAUCAUGAUUUAUGCAAUCAUGCAAGCGGCUAGAAGUUUGGCAUUGUUUGGGACGGCUGAGGAGGCACAGUACCUAGUUCAUUCCUUGGAUGAAUGCUGUGCUGCUUGGGACUUGGCCCAGCAAGCGAGGAACAGAUUGGCACAAAUAUGA
This is a messenger RNA of Colletotrichum gloeosporioides, 1656 nucleotides long. RefSeq names its product putative transcriptional regulatory protein C11D3.11c. The record is from RefSeq and is a predicted model, not a curated record. Gene Ontology annotation, molecular function: zinc ion binding; DNA binding; DNA-binding transcription factor activity, RNA polymerase II-specific. Lineage: Eukaryota; Fungi; Ascomycota; Sordariomycetes; Glomerellales; Glomerellaceae. Gene Ontology annotation, biological process: regulation of DNA-templated transcription; DNA-templated transcription. The transcript has 4 exons.